AGAGAAAUGAAUGGAGAGGGGGGAACUUGGCAAAAGGCGUGACGGAUGGUGUGGAUUUGUACGCAUCUCUGCGUGUAUAUUUGUGUGUGGAAACGGUGUGUAAUUAAUUAAUUAAUAAAUAAAUUAGUUAUGCAUCUCUCUCAGUACUCAGCGUGAUCUUCCAUUUGAAGCAAAACAAAACCACUUGAAAGAAAGUUAGCCAAAAAGAUAGUAAUAUGGAGAGGGAUAGCAAAAACAACCAGAACAAGAAGAAGAGAACAAGAGAUAAUCACGAUGAAUCGUGGCCCCACAAGAGCAAGAAACCGUUGGAAAGCGUCGUCGUCGUCGAAAAUAAUAUUAUUGAUCAAGAAAAGCCCUGCUACGAAUUCUGUGACAGCAGCAGUAUCGGAGUUUUCGAUUUUCCGUGGAUGAACAAGGGCGUGGGUUUUAUUAUGGCUGGUGAGUACUUUGAGCCCGAAGAAAAGUUUGCUCCAAUUAAUUUCGAUGAUGGAAAUUUGUUUGUUGGUGAUGGAAAUUUGCAAGAAAAUAAGGUGGAUGAUAAUUACGAAGACGGGUUUAAUUGGUCGUUGAAAGUUGAUGAUCUCGAAUCGGUUGAUAAUUGCAUUUGGAGUUUUGUUAUCGAUCAGCCUCUUUCUUAGCAUUUGGUUCGAACAAUUGGUGUAGAAAGCUAAUUAAUUAUGAUCAAUUGAAUAAUCUGCUCAUGAUUAAUAUUUAUUUCGUUCAAUUUUUUUUUGUGUUGGAAAUUACGUCGACUAUCGUGUCAAAAUUGGUACAACAGAUUUUGCAGAGAAAUAUGAAACAGAAAUACGUUUCUUGCUCCGAUAUGUAGCCGUGGAAUAAAAAACCACGCAACAUAUUGACACGAGCACCUAAUUAAUUGGUUAAUUUUUGAAUGUUAC
This is a messenger RNA of Erythranthe guttata (spotted monkey flower), 899 nucleotides long. Lineage: Eukaryota; Viridiplantae; Streptophyta; Magnoliopsida; Lamiales; Phrymaceae. The record is from RefSeq and is a predicted model, not a curated record.